This is a messenger RNA of Hyla sarda, 2026 nucleotides long. It is a transcript of the gene WEE2, whose product is annotated as WEE2 oocyte meiosis inhibiting kinase. Gene Ontology annotation, cellular component: nucleus. The transcript has 11 exons. Gene Ontology annotation, molecular function: ATP binding; magnesium ion binding; non-membrane spanning protein tyrosine kinase activity. NCBI's taxonomy places the organism in Eukaryota, Metazoa, Chordata, Amphibia, Anura, Hylidae. The record is from RefSeq and is a predicted model, not a curated record. Gene Ontology annotation, biological process: regulation of meiosis I; protein phosphorylation; mitotic cell cycle. The coding region runs from base 85 to 1812 and encodes 575 amino acids.
UCGAAUAUGGCGAAUGCCGCUCCUCCCUAAUAACCACUCUGGGCUGGGCCCCUAUGUUAAGACCCCCUAGGUUGCCUGCAUGGUAUGUCUACCCUUGUAUUCUGCCAUUUCUUUGUACCACAUGUCACCUUUAUACCCCCCCCCCCCCCCGCAGACCUGACGAUGCACACAAUGGCGCAUGAUUCUGGAGUGGUGCAGAAGCUGGACUUCUCUAGCGGUGAGGAAGAGGACAGUGUAAGCAAUGAGCGUGUGAAAGGUUCUCCGCAAUCAGAAGAGGCUGAGGAUACCCUCACCUGGAGGAGCCAUAAGAGCCCCUACCCCGUCACUCCUCAGAGGAACCAGAGGGGGCUCUCCCCAUCCCAGGAGGACGCCAGCCCUGAUAGUGACUGCUCUCCUCCAGCAAAGCUGUUUGCGGAGGGAGAAUGUCCAGGGACCCCUCUACAUUACAGCACAUGGAAGAAGCUGAAACUCUGCGACACGCCGUACACCCCAAAGAGUUUGCUGUACAAGAACCUCCCGUCACCCGGCGGGCGGGUGCCCUGUAGAGGGCAGAGGCUUCUGAGGUUUGCUGCUGGCACAGGUGCUGGAUUGGAAGACCCGGCGCUGGUCAACAUUAACCCUUUCACCCCUGAAACGUAUCGACAAAUGCAGCUUAACUCGAACGGCAAGAGGAAGGCGGAACAUUGCAGAGACAGAGAAGUUUCCGCAGGACAUCCUUCUAAGAGGUUUUUACUACGUGAAACAAACAUGGUGUCUCGAUACAAGACGGAAUUCCUGGAGAUCGAGAGGAUCGGGGCAGGGGAGUUCGGAGCAGUUUACAAGUGUGUGAAGAGACUGGACGGCUGCAUCUACGCCAUAAAGCGAUCAAAGAAGCCGCUGGCGGGAUCCACUGACGAGCAGCUGGCGUUAAGAGAAGUGUAUGCCCAUGCCGUGCUGGGCCAUCACCCACAUGUCGUGCGAUAUUACUCUGCCUGGGCAGAAGACACCCAUAUGAUCAUACAGAAUGAAUACUGCAAUGGUGGCAGCUUGCAGGACCUGAUCACAGAGAACUUGAAGAGCGGGCAGCUGGUGAUGGAGCAAGAGCUGAAGGAGAUUCUUCUACAAGUGUCCAUGGGGCUGAAGUAUAUACACAGCUCCGGCCUGGUGCACAUGGAUAUUAAGCCAAGUAAUAUCUUCAUCUGUCGGAAGCUGACUGAAGUGGGACAGGAGGACAGUGAUGGCGAGGAUGAGAUUUCCUCCACCAGCGUCCUGUAUAAGAUUGGUGAUCUCGGUCAUGUGACUUCUAUAACAAACCCACAAGUGGAGGAAGGAGACAGCAGGUUCCUGGCCAAUGAGAUUCUUCAGGAGGAUUACAGCCAGCUACCCAAGGCCGACCUCUUCGCUCUUGGCCUCACUAUUACGGCGGCAGCUGGCGCGAGCCCUCUACCGUGCAAUGACGACAGCUGGCACGACAUCAGAAAGGGCAACCUGCCAGAGAUUCCGCAGUCGCUCGCUCCUGGUUUUCUCGACCUCCUUAAGAUGUUGAUUCAUCAGGAUCCCGCAGCCAGACCCUCGGCAGCCACCCUGGUGAAGCAUCCGGUCCUGAGAAGAUCUCAUGGAAAGGCAGCCCAGCUCCAGAAACAACUCAAUGUAGAAAAAUUCAAGACCGCCAUGCUGGAGAGGGAACUUAAAGCAGCAAAACAGGCCCAGAAUUUCGGAAAGGACGAAUGCACGGAUCUUCCCUCCAAGUCAGAUUUACUGUGUAAAAGCAGGAAGAGACUAGUGGGGGGCAAAAAUGCCCGAUCAUUAAGCUUCACCUGUGGCGGCUAUUAAGCGUUUGAAGAACCAGAAGUCCCAGCAAGUUUCACAAGGUGGAAACUUUCUAUAUCCAGGCUACGUUCUGUAUAGUGGAGCGGGCCUCAUUCCUACGCGUCUCCAAUGACCAUGCGUCCUUAUCGCGGUCUGUAAAUAUGGCUUCCUCCUGCACCGUUCUCUAUAGAUGUGGCUUUAAAAAAUUUUUUUAAAUAUUUCACAUUUGAACGUGUAA